CUACCGUUGCUACUGCAUGCUGCCGAAAGACCGGAAUCUGGCAAAAAAAAUGGAUAUGGACUAAUCGUUUUAAAUCUAGGAGCCAUACGCGCACCAAACCAAACCGGAAUCUGGCGUUACUGGUUACACGUACUAUCCUACUUGUUAUAAAGUGAUAUUUUACGAUAGUGUGCGCAAAAAUGUCUGCGGUUUUGCGAGUAAAACGGAAAGCCACUUCUCUCCCGGAGGAGAAGCUGUUAGUUUCAGCAAUCAAACGUCAGAAAGCAGAGUCAUCCUCCGAUGAGAGCGAAACAACUGUCGAUCAAACGAUUCUCCAUUUUGCGGGCACUGUCAAGGAUCAGAUUGAGGAUGUUACAAAAUAUGUGGCCAAAGUUCUUCCCAAGCAGGAAAAGGUCAGAAGUUGUAACAAACGAACAUUGUCUCAUGAUGAUAACAUUUUUGUGUCAGGAAAAAUAUCCAGAUUAAUAGAAUCAGAUUCCAUAACAGAAAGAUUUAAAGUUAUCAAUCGUCAACGUUCUGUCGAAAUUUCUGAAAGCUCUGACAAAAAAUGGGUGACACUUAUAGACAUAGAAGAUUCCUGGAAUAUCUCAGAAAAAGAUGAAAAAGAAAAAACAUUAAAUGAUGAUACUGUAGAAAAAAAAGACAAUGUAGAAGAAAAGGAACAAGUAAAAGAAGAUAUGGAAGAGUAUGUGUACGACUUGUAUUGUGCACAAACCUGCAGUCAUGUAUGGUAUGAAAGUGACAAGAUAAUGGUACAACAUUGUGUCGAUUUGGUUCCUGAACAGGAUUCUGACGAAGAUAAAUCAACCACAGAUUCAAACUCAGAAUCACAUUGGAAAAAUGAUUAUCCUGAUGAUAGUGAUAGUAAUUCUUCUGAUGCAAAUAAUACACCUAAAUAUUAUUCCAGUGUUGAUUCAAGUGAAAGCGAACAAGAUGAUUUAGAUAAAUGUACCGCUAUGUUACGUAAAUUAAAACCUCAGAAAAGUACUAGCGAAUCAGUUGAUGAAGGAAACUCUUCAGAUGACAGUAACAAGUCAUUUGGAAUUAUGUAACAUGUUAAUAGACUGAUUAAUUGGCUGUUACACUGAAUAAAUAAGGAUAUGCAGUUCAGUAUUGUUUCCAGGAAGAGAAGCAAACUGAGGAAGAGCACAAAUCUAUGUUCAAAAAAUGUCACGUUUAAAGUAC
Messenger RNA from Pseudomyrmex gracilis, 1185 nucleotides. RefSeq names its product probable RNA polymerase II nuclear localization protein SLC7A6OS (gene fs(2)ltoPP43). The coding region runs from base 180 to 1052 and encodes 290 amino acids. The record is from RefSeq and is a predicted model, not a curated record. The transcript has 4 exons. Gene Ontology annotation, biological process: developmental process. Lineage: Eukaryota; Metazoa; Arthropoda; Insecta; Hymenoptera; Formicidae.